UCGAAAAGAAAACCGACACCGUAUCCCCACGAGUUUAAGCGUGAUCUCCUCUUGAUAUUUAGCCAGGACUUUUGGGGGGGAUUGUUCCAAUAGCACACUACGUCGGCGGUCGCCCGUCGACUCGAUCGCGUGCACUGUCUGUCUCUGGUGUUGUUUAUUGGCUGACUCGCGCCGCUCUCUCGUGCGGAGUGAUAGCGAGAGCUGUGGGGUCCCGUGAACACCGAUAGAGUGCACUCUGCUCCACACACACGCGCGCGCGCAAGAAGGGGCGCCAGCAACUGUUCUCAUCGUAGCCUAUAGCUUCGGGGUCACUUCUAGAUCGUGGACUGAUUUCUUCGGCACGGAGAAUAUAUUGCAAAUGAUCAGCAUUUAGGUCGCCGGAAAACGCCUGUACCGGCACGGAUAUUCACGUGCUUGGUGGAAACUCGUACUGACCACAUCGCGGUGUACACACGCUCCAGUGUUUCCUCCUGAUCUGAGGAUAAUUGGCACGCGCGCUCUCUCCCUCCCUGCUGUCUUUCUCUCUCGCAAAUCAUGGAAUUAUGGAUAAAGUUUAUAUUUUUCUGCGGUUGGUGCGUCGGAGCAAGUGCAGACUUUGACGGCAGGUGGCCACGGCAGAUGGCCCCCUCCAACGGCCUGUGUCGCUACGGGGCCCGGAUGGACUGCUGCUGGGGCUGGACUCGGCGCUCCUGGGGCCACUGCCAACCGCUCUUCGCCCUAACACACAGGGUAGCCGGAAUACGAUGCCAACCUCAAGCCCAGUGCCAGCCCGGGUGUAAACACGGAGACUGUGUCGGACCCAACAAGUGCAAGUGCCACGCGGGCUUCACCGGGAAGACCUGCAACCAAGACCUGAACGAGUGUGGCCUGAAGCCGAGGCCCUGUAAACACAGGUGCAUGAACACCUACGGGAGCUACAAGUGCUACUGCCUCAACGGCUACAUGCAGAUGCCUGACGGGACCUGCGGAAGUGCCCGUACGUGCGGCAUGGCCAACUGCCAGUACGGCUGCGAGGUGUCCAAGGGGGAGGUCCGCUGUCAGUGUCCAUCGCCAGGGCUACAGCUGGGGCCCGACGGGAGGACCUGCGUGGACGUGGACGAGUGUGCCACGGGGAUUGCGGUGUGUCCCCGCUUCAGGAAGUGCAUCAACACGUUUGGGAGCUACAUCUGCAGGUGUCACGAAGGGUUCGACCUGCAGUACAUCGGCGGGAAGUACCAGUGUCGAGAUGUGGACGAGUGCUCUUCAGGCCGGAGCGACUGCGGGAGCUACGCUACAUGCUACAACACGCCGGGGUCCUUUAAGUGCAAAUGUAAAGGCGGCUACGGGGGGAUGGGCCAGUACUGCAAACCCGUGCCCAAGGUGUUCAUCGCCCCCGGAAGACCCGGGACCCCCCCCCCGAACCACCACAACCACCUCCCCGACGUGGACCAGCGACGGACCACCACCACCCUCCGCCCGCCGGUGACCCCCAAGAGAAUACCCUACGUCCAACCCAGGACCACCACCACCAGCACCACCACCACCACCACCACCACCACCACCACCAAGGCAUCCCCUCCAAAGAGGGUCACCCCGGUGAGGCACAAGCCCCUGGUUCCCACCCGGAGGCCCUUCAUUCCCACCCGGAGGCCCGUCAUUCCCACCCGGAAGCCCGUCAUUCCCACCCGGAAGCCCGUCAUUCCCGCCCGCACGCCGCCGGCGGUCCCCCACAAGCCCUACGUGCCGCCCAGGCGACUGCCGGCAACGCCGCCCCCGUCAACUGCACCACCUCCGCCACCACCCCCACCGCCCCCGGCCCGCAAAGGACCCGUGGCGCCCCCGACCAGGCGGGCCCCGCCGGCCACGCCCGUAGACAACAGCAUCGGGAAGGAGGUGACGAGGCAGAGAGGAGACGUCCACAUUCCACGGAACCACGACCACAACACGGUGGUGGGGGGCCUGGACUUUGACAUCGAGCCGGGGAACACGGCGGACGAGCCUAACGACCAGCCCAGAGAGGACCGGCCCGGGGCCGACGCCCAUCAGCACCCAGAGUCGGGCUAUCUGAGCUGCUCUUUUGACCAGGGGCUGUGUGGCUGGAUCAAGGACAAAGACGGAGACCUGCACUGGGAGACCACCGCUGAUCCAGCAGGGGGACGCUUCCUCACCAUCCCCGAGGCGGCGGCGGCGGCCGGGGCGGCGGGGGGGGGCAGCCGGAGGAGGAGCGGCCGGGGGGCACGGCUGGUCCUCCCCCUGACCCCGCCCUGGGACCAGGGCAACCUGUGCCUGUCCUUCCGCCACAGCCUGGAGGGCCACCACGUGGGCAUGCUGCAGGUGUUUGUGAAGAAGGGCCGGCAGUACAGCCCCGCCGUGUGGGGCCGGACGGGGGGCAGCGGCUGGAGGCACACCCAGAUCACCCUGUGGGGCACCGGGCUGGAGAGCGUGAUCCUGAAGGGGGAGCGUGGGCGGGGCAAGAGCGGCGAGAUGGCGGUGGACGACAUCACGCUGAGGAAAGGCUCGUGCGUGGAGGAGCACAGCAGCGUGAGGAGACUUUGAUGCACGCACCCGGUCGAGGACGCAGUGGUAACCCAUGACAACAAAGGGUGAAGAAGAAGAGAGGAUAUUAAUAUCUGACUCUGAGAGCAGACUCUUAAUUGUGUCACAGCCCCCCCCCCUCC
This is a messenger RNA of Gadus chalcogrammus (walleye pollock), 2657 nucleotides long. It is a transcript of the gene npnta, whose product is annotated as nephronectin a. Lineage: Eukaryota; Metazoa; Chordata; Actinopteri; Gadiformes; Gadidae. The record is from RefSeq and is a predicted model, not a curated record. Bases 535 to 2535 code for a protein of 666 amino acids. Gene Ontology annotation, cellular component: membrane. Gene Ontology annotation, molecular function: calcium ion binding. The transcript is spliced from 13 exons.